AAAUCAUUUCACAUUUACUAGUGCAGCCUAACGGAAGGAUAAUCUUAUAGGGUUGAGGGAAUGCUGGUUCGAUGCUCAUGGUAGACAUAUUUUUACCUUUAAAAAGAGUACUUGAGGGAAUGUUGGUAGCCGUAUGCAUUCAUUUUUAGCUCUAGAAAACGGUGUAAUUUUUUUUUAUAAUGGUGAUAAGAUUAAAUUAAACCGGAAAAGGGCAAAGAAGUCAAGAGCAAAUACACUGGUUUAGAAGCACUGAACCAAAGCAAUCAGAGAAACGAGAAGGACAAGAAAAAAAGCACAUGGGCGAGAGCCCAACAAGUCACAAUAAUGACUGCGAACAAAACAGGAAGAAGAAAAGGGAAAGCCCACACAACGAGCAGGAAGAAUUUCCACCGAUGCUGCACAGGGAACGGCGACAGAAACCACCAAACCUAUCGCCCAACACCUGUACUUUUUUUAGAAUGGUGAUGAAGAUUAAAUUAAACCGGAAAAGGGCAAAGAAGUCCAGAGCAAAUACACUGGUUCAGAAGCACUGAACCAAAGCAAUAAGAGAAACAAAAAGGACAAGAAAAAAAGCACAUGGGCGAGAGCCCAACAAGUCACAAUAAUGACUGCGAACAAAACAGGAAGAAGAAAAGGGAAAGCCCACACAACGAGCAGGAAGAAGUUCCACCGAUGCUGCACAGGGAACGGCGACAGAAACCACCAAACCUAUCGCUCAACACCUGCCACCGCCACGACACAGAUAAAUCCAGCACACGAACAGAGUGGCCAACAUCAAAGACUCCAGCCCCAACGACUCCGAUCAAACAAGCGAACUCCCUCCGAACCCUCCAACCCAGCCCAACAACCCAAACGAUCUCACAUCCUAGUUAAAAAGUCCAUAAGCCACAUGAUACCAUCAUCUUUCCCCACCUUGCCAUGAACCGUAGCCCACUCCAUCAUGCCUCUAAUAGCCAUCCGCGCAACCACGGGAGCAGACAUAUUUUUGUCUUGAAAGAUACGCCUAUUCCUCUCAAUGAUUAAAUUUUGCAUUACAUGUUUUAAGGACUCUUUUGAAUAUACAAUGAUUAAAUUUUUUCUUGUAAUAGAUUGUACACAUUGAUUUUUCAGCUAUAAAAAUCAUGAAACAUGUUAGACAUUGGAAUGUAUUAUUAUUUGUUGGUAAUUAAAUCAUUUGUAGUCAAAAUGACAUGAUAAUUUAUUCGUCUUAAAUCGUGUUCGAAGUAAAUCUAAUUGUCUUAAAAAGUGUCUUGGGCGAUUUUGAUGAUUAAAAGUACUCUUUUUAAAGUUGGUAUUAUAUUUUUGUGUUUUUUUUGCCUCUUACGGAUAAACAUUUUUGGCCUCCCGAAGCUCGAAUCCUGGCUCCGUCCCUGGUUUCGAUGCUCUAAAUUCAAACCCAAAGUCAAAGCCAACCCAACCAAUUAAUGGCCUACAGCUCAGACCUAGGUUGUGAAAGUUUUUCACGAUGCACGUAUAGCGGCAACAAUUUCGUUUUUUCUUUUUUACAAAAGAUAAUCAUAUAUUGAUUGAAGAAAAUAUAGAGAGUUACAUCCUGGAAUUCAGCCAGACCUGAAAAUUUAAGAAACGACUCGUAGUCGGGUACAAAGACAGGGCUUUUUUAGCCACCAAAUGAGCUACCCUAUUGCUACUCCGACGUACAAAUCGUAUACUGAACCCCGUGUCCAGAGCAAAACUUCGCACAAUUUCUUCCAGAAUAAUCCACAUCUGAUUGUCUCUGGUAUCACCCCGCAAAUUCUUGUCAAUCACCACUUGGGCAUCACCUUCAAACCUCAUUUCCGUAAAUCCUUGGUCCAAGGACCAUGAAACAGCCUCCCAGAGAGAUAGUAAUUCUAUCACCAUAGGGUCGUCAAUGCAAGGGAACUGCACCCCCUUACAGAAAGAACCUCUCUAGUGUGGGUCAUGAUAACCAUUCCGCCUGCCGAGUGAGACCCUCUCUUGGUAGCCCCAUCCCACAUACAAAUAGCCACCGAAGGCUCCUCCGGAGCCAAAGAAGGGGUGGGAGUACUGGAUAGCUGGGGGGGCACGGUCCACCAGCAGACAAACCCAUUCCUGAACCUGUUGAUUAAACUGACGCAUCAAGGCGAGGAACCCGACUGCUUCCCCUAAAAAACGGCCUAGUUACGGGAUCGCCAAAUUCGUCAAAGGACGACAAUCACUGCCAUAAACAGGGGAGGUUGAUGUACCAGAGACAACAAUUUUUUCCAGGAAAAGUGGGAUAGUAUGCCUAGGCAAGCCUUCCCCAAUGUAAUCCAGGCCAGACAGCUCCCAGAGAGCACGGGCGACUGGACAAUACACAAACAAAUGUUUCAUUGUCUCUGAGUCCGCCCAACAUACCGAACAUCGAGGAGGACGUCGACCUGCUUCGAAAUAAGGAUUUCGGUCGGGGACAAUAUUCUGUUAAAUAUUUGCCAAACGAAGACUUUCAUUUUCGGAGGAAUGUUAGCCUCCACAACCGAAUCCAGCUAGCCCUAUCCAUCCAACUAACAGGUUCGUAAAGGUAGCUUGUCGUGAAUUCUUUAAUUCUUUCCACAAUAGCAAGAAUUGGAAUCAACGUAGCAGUUUCGUAAAGAUAGCUCAGUCCCAUACUGUUAUGGGACAAUCCAAGUACCACAUCGGUAAUACAAGGGAAGGAACCCUUGUAUAUAAGUGUCCACCAAGCCCAAUUAGUAUGAGGCCUUUUGGGGAGGACACCCAAGAGUAAAACCGUGCGGACUUGGUCCAAAGCAGACAAUAUCGUACUAAUUGAGCAACCCGAUUUCGAAAAGUGGUAUCAGAGCCGUGGUUGCGAUUUUAGGAGAAUUGACGUACUGGGAUUUUGAGCUUGUCAUCGUCCGUUUUCCUGCUUACGCGCGCGUUAGAAAUCUCAUCCUAUUUCUAGCUACCGCCAACCGGGUUGCUUCCAAAUUAUCAAGGAGACAAGGACGCACAAUUUUUUUUCCUUUGAUCCAAGAUUGAUUUAAUCAAAUGGAGUUUGCAGGUAGCGCAAAGUAGGGUUGCAAUUUGGAAUUUGGAAAAGUACGAAAAAAAUUUUGAGCUCUUUUGUGGCCGGUUGAAGUGUAUUUUGGGUAGUUGUGAUUUUGUCUCGCUUGUUUGGUGAGAAGUUUGGUUGGAGUUUGUUAGAUAGCAAGGAUGGCUGCUAUCAGUAUGAAGAUUGAUAAGUUCACUGGUAGAAACAAUUUCAGUUUGUGGCAGAUCAAAAUGAAAGCACUGUUAAACAACAGGGUUUGUGGGCUCCGUUGUCUGAAAAUUCGAAGAAGAAAAGCAUAGAUGAAGAAGAGUGGAUUAGUUUGGAGGAGAAAACUCACUCUACAAUCUUGCUUUGAUUGGCUGAUGACAUCAUCACUGAGGUUGCUGCUGAGAAGACUGCUGCGGGUUUGUGGUUGAAGCUUGAAAUUCUAUACAUGACAAAGUCUUUAACCAACAAGUUGCAUAUGAAGCAACAUUUGUUCAGUUUGCGUAUGGAGGAAGGUACGUCUCUCAGGAAUCAUCUAGAUCAACUCAAUACUAUCUUGCUAGAUCUGCGGAAUAUUGAUGUUAAAAUAGAUGAUGAGGAUGCUGCCUUAAUUCUGUUAGUAUCUUUGCCACAGUCAUAUGAGAAUUUUGUGGAUUCUUUUAUUGCUGGGAAAGAUAGUUUGUCUUUGGAAGAUGUCAGAUCUGCUCUACAUACUAGAGAGGUUCGACAUAAAGCAUCUGGUUCAGGUUCGGAAAAUCAGUCAUCUGGGUUGGCUGCUACUAGUAGUAGGAGACAACAAUCUGGUAAUAGGAAGGCGAAUACAAAUUCGAAUUCUGCUGGUUUGAAGGAUGAUAUCUGUCAUUACUGCAAGGAGAAAGGACAUUGGAAAUUUGAUUGUCCUAAACUGAAGAAAUAUCAGGAGAAGAAGCAAUCAUCUGCUUUUGUGGCGGAAGAAACUAACUCUGAUUCUGAAGAUAGUUUAGCCUUAGUAGUGAAUGAACAGGUACAUCAUCAGGAUGUGUGGUAUUUAGAUACUGCAGCUGAUUAUCAUAUGUGUCCAAGCAGGGAGUGUUUUUCAACUUAUGAGCAGAUAGAUGGAGGACAUGUUUCUAUGGCCAAUGGUGCUAUCUGUAAGAUUGUUGGAAGAGGCUCCGUCAGGAUGAGGACACAUGAUGGUUCUGUUCGCACCUUGAACAAUGUUAGGCAUAUUCCAGAAAUGACUAAGAAUCCGAUAUCUUUGAGUCUACUCGACAACAAGGGUUUCAGCUUCAAAGGUGAAGGUGGAGUGAUGUCUGUCUACAAGGGUUCUAAGGUGAUUUUGAAAGGUGUCAAGCGGGGUGCCUUGUAUAGUCUACAAGGUUCUGUUUUGAUAUGUUCUGUUGGUGAUAAGUGCAGCAAGUUGGUUCUGAAUGGCAAGUCUCAAUAUGGAUUGGACUUGCCGAAUGGUUUGAGUUGUUGACUGCCCCUUAGGGGCAUUUGGAGGCAGGGGAGAUUUUGGUACAGCUGAUUUGGAGGAGUUGGGUACAUCAGGCAACUUUGGUUGCAUAUGGUACAUUUGGUAUCUGAGAGAGAAUUCAAGUCAAGGCAAAGAUUGUUAGAAUAUGACUUGAAUUUGAUUUGGGUUUUUGUUUGUGUUUUGGGCCUAUUUUGUCUGGGUUUGUGUUUGGGCUUUGUUUGACCUUUUCCUUGUAUGUUCGGGAAAAGGUGUUUGUUUUUCUGUUUUGGAUUAGGAGAAGAGUUCUAUAAAUACUCUUCAUCACCCUAGUCUGUAGUAGAGGUCAGUCGGGUUAGUUUGUAUGGUUUGUCCGUUUCAAAAUUUGGUUUGUAACCAGUACUCUCCUCAAAUUAGUGAAAUUUGUUCUCCCCUGCCCGUGGAUUAGCUAGCACACAUUGUGUUAGUGAACCACGUUAAAUUUGUGUUCGUUCUUGUUGGUUUGGAUUAUCGAUUCCAUGCUUCUGUUCUGACACAUACUAUUACCACCAAUGGCGCGUUAGCACUAAAUAUGAGUGCAUCCGAUUUAGCAAAAGGAUCCUUGGUGGCACAUUUACAUUCGAUGGGCCUAAUGGCUCGAUAGUGUUGGAACAAGGCUUAUGGGCUAUGGGGAUGAGUAUGGAAUUGGGCCAUGAGCCCGUCUAACGAAGAUACCUAGCUAUACACAAUACAUGUAUUUUGCCACCGCAUGCAUGCAAUCCAAUUGAUAUCUCAAACUCCAACAUAACUGGAGUUGACGUUGGAUUUCCAUGGUGGUUGGUGACUAACAAUACACAUUUGAACUCCCUUUUUCUCUCCAACUGUUCACUUUUCGGGCAUUUUCGAAUUCCAAUCCAUCAACAGUAUCAUUCUCAUGAAAAUUUAAAGACAUUAGAUGUCUCCACCAAUGACUUCUUUCCUAGUCCCAUUCCACCUGAUAUAUGUGCUUUCUUCCCCAAUAUAGAUCAUAUAUCCCUAUCUGAUAACAAAUUCUAUGGUGAAAUACCACCACAAUUAUCAAAUUGCUCACCAUUCAAAAUUUUAGAUGUGAGUAAUAAUAAACUCUCUGGUGAAAUUCCGCGAGAUGGAUUUGGAAUAUGUCUACCGGCUCUAUUCUAGACCUUUCACAAAACAAAUUUUCAGGACAUCUGCCACCGGGUUUCUUUCUCCAUUGAUGCAUGAAGUUUAUCUAUCCAGAAAUCAGCUAAAAGGAACCUUACUUGCCACACUAUCAGAUAAUCAAGAUGGGAUAUAUGGUGUUGAUAAUCAUACAGAAUUCUCAAUAGGUGUUUUGGAUCUGAGUCAUAAUUAUUUGAUGGGUACAAUCCCAAAAUGGAUUGGUGGAUUGCGUCAACUGAGUUAUAUCUUCUUGAAUGACAACUAGUUUCAUGGAGAUCUUCCAGAUACAUUUUGCUUGAAAACCUCAAAGUUGAUUGAUGUUUCUCAUAAUCAUGGAGAUCUUCCCUCCUCAAAUUGGCCACUUGGGUAACACAAAAGUUUUUAUUUUUUCCUACAACAUGUUCACGGGACCCAUCCCGCCGACUAUUGCAAACCUUUCACAGCCUAGGUCUGAGUUGGAAUUUUUUUUUGGGUGACCAACGUAAAUCUUUUUUGAUAAUUUGAGUGACCAACUUUACAAUUUAGCAUUUUAUCAUUUCUUAUGAAGAAGGCCAAGAGCAAAAUCUCUUGAGCGAUAAGCAUUUCCGCAAACAACUUCAUUCCAAUGGCGGCCUUACCAAUAUGCAUCUAUAUAUGGCAGGCAGGAGCCAGGAAAGUUACAAGUAAAUUGCUGCCGUUAUUAGACCUCUUAAUAUCUCAUGACGAUUAUAAUGAGUGUGAAUUCAGUACAAUACAAGAACUUGUUGGGUUACCUUUCAUUUAAUUAAGACACAGGAAGUAA
This is a messenger RNA of Linum trigynum, 6345 nucleotides long. Lineage: Eukaryota; Viridiplantae; Streptophyta; Magnoliopsida; Malpighiales; Linaceae. The record is from the annotation of a GenBank genome assembly.